UAUAAUCUGUCUGUCAGUGCAACGAGAAAACGUCUUUCAUCUUUAUAUAUACGUGAUGAAAUGUCAUUGUUUUCAACAUUCCACGUAAUAAUCGUUUACUCUGUUCUGCAAAACAAGGGCCGUACAUUUUUAUUGGCGAAGGAAGAAACAAAGGGGAAAUAAUCGUGUACAUGUUGAAAAGUCGCGGAAUAUUAUUGAUAUAAUUACAAUGUUUAACCCCAACCAAGAACCGGACAUUCCAGCCGCGUUGGGUUUGUUAAAUCAUCUCAACAAUGAUGAACUCAAAGAACUAUUGAACGAUGACGCAAAAUUCGAGGACCUCGUGAAGGAUGCCAAGCAGUUCAAGGAUUUGGAAACAGAGAAGGAAAUGCUCAUGGCGAGCAACAGAUCACUUGCAGAAUUCAAUUUAGCAAAACAACCAGAACUGGAAGAAGGAAAAAAAGAGCUGAAAGAAUUAGGGGAACAGGGCAGCGAACUUUGUAUUAGUGUUCAGAAGAAACUGGAGGAAUUAAAGGAAAAAUCAGGUUCUAUGUCCGUUGAUCAUGCACUUGAGCUUUUGCAAGCGGGAGCAGCGGAAAUUGAGGAGGAAUCAGAAAAACUAGCAGAAAAAUUUAUUGCCGGUGAUGUUGAAGUGGAAGAAUUCCUGGACCAAUUUAUGACGAUGAGAAAAUUAAUGCAUCAUCGCAAAGUUAAGGUUGACAAGAUGCGGGAAUUAAGAAGAAAAUCUGUGGGUUAUCCGUCAGCAAUAGGUCCGGGUUAUCCUCUGGCUAGUAAUUAUCCAGGCAUGGGAUCAGGAUUGCCAUAUCCAACAAAUCAACUAUCCAUGCCGAUGCCUGGAUACAGACCUUAUUAAAAGCCUGGGAAUAAAUAAGAUCAACAUAACGUGAGGUGGAGUUACGCACAUACAGAUGCGCAGCGUGCGCAGAUCUUGUAAUUAUAGAGAACGACAGAAGAAUAACUUGUAACGAAAAAAUAAGUAAUUUCAUAAAGUGGCCCAUAUUAAAAAAAAGACUAACAUUAGUGAGAAUGUAUUAUCUUUAUUAGCAACACGACGAAAGAAAAAAAGAAAAACAAAAGCGAAAUUCAUGAUCAUCUGAUAUAAUGUAUAAUGUAAGAUAAAACAAAUGCGUUCAAUUUAUUGAGCACCCUAUUUAAAGUAUCAUGUUGUGUAAUAAAUGAAUUUAUAUUUCUCUAUGUAAUAAAAUUUCUACACGUA
Molecule: messenger RNA, 1216 nt
Organism: Venturia canescens
Lineage: Eukaryota; Metazoa; Arthropoda; Insecta; Hymenoptera; Ichneumonidae
Gene: Vps37B
Product: vacuolar protein sorting-associated protein 37B-like
Exons: 4
Coding region: 209-853 (214 amino acids)
Biological process (GO): protein targeting to membrane; ubiquitin-dependent protein catabolic process via the multivesicular body sorting pathway; protein targeting to vacuole
Cellular component (GO): ESCRT I complex
Source: RefSeq, a predicted model, not a curated record